ACCGUGGAACACUGGUUCUGGGGAAGAAGGGAGGUGUCCGGGCUCGGAGGCUGCGGUGGGCCUCGCGGUGAGCUGGGCUCCGACUCGCCCCGCGUGGGGAACGCGAGCCUCAGCCGGGCCCGGAUUGACCCGCGGAGCGGCUGGUCCUGUCAUGGCGGACUACUGGAAGUCCCAACCAAAGAAAUUCUGUGAUUACUGCAAGUGCUGGAUAGCGGACAAUAGGCCUAGCAUUGAAUUUCAUGAAAGAGGAAAGAAUCAUAAGGAAAAUGUGGCAAAGAGGAUCAGUGAGAUUAAACAGAAAAGCCUGGAUAAGGCAAAGGAAGAAGAAAAGUUAUCAAAGGAGUUUGCUGCAAUGGAGGCAGCUGCCCUGAAAGCAUACCAAGAGGAUUUGAAAAGGCUUGGGUUAGAGUCAGAAAUUUCAGAUCCAAGCGUGUCACCAGUAACCAGCACUAUCCCACCCACCUCUGCAUCAAAUCAGCAGAAAGAAAAGAAGAAAAAGAAAAAAGACCCUUCAAAGGGCAGAUGGGUAGAAGGCAUAACCUCUGAGGGUUACCAUUACUAUUAUGAUCUUAUCACAGGAGCAUCUCAGUGGGAGAAACCUGAAGGAUUUCAAGGAAACUUAAAAAAGACGGCAGUGAAGACCGUUUGGGUAGAAGGUUUAAGUGAAAAUGGCUAUACCUAUUAUUAUAAUACAGAAACAGGGGAAUCCAGAUGGGAAAAACCUGAUGAUUUCAUUCCACACUCUGGCGAUCUGCUUUCUAGUAAAGUCAAUGAAAAGUCACUUGGCACCCUAGAAGAGUCCAAACCAUCAGAUUCACAUAGUGCUUCUGAUGGGGAACAAGAAGCAGAAAAGGGAGGAAAAAAAGGAGAGGUCUCUACAGAAGCGCAAAAGCUGAAAAUAAAGUUUAAGGAAAAAAAUAAAAAUAGUGAUAAAGGAACUGAACCAGAAACACAGAAAGAAAAAAAUACCCAAGGGAAGAAUUCAUCAGGUCCAAAUGAAGAAAAACCCAAAGCUCAUAAAAAAUCAAACCCAUAUGGAGAAUGGCAAGAAAUUAAACAAGAGGUUGAGUCCCAUGAGGAGGUAGAUUUGGAACUUCCAAGCACUGAAAAUGAAUAUGUAUCAACUUCAGAGGCUGAUGUUGGUGGGGAACCCAAAGUGGUUUUUAAAGAAAAAACAGUCACUUCUCUUGGAGUCGUGGCAGAUGGAGUGGCCCCAGUCUUCAAAAAGAGAAGAAUUGAAAAUGGAAAAUCUAGAAAUUUAAGGCAACGAGGUGAUGAUCAAUAACUGUAAAAAAAGCUUCUUGUAUGGGCUUUUUGGACAGAAUGGAGACUAUACAUCUUAAACGCUCCUCUCUGUUUAUUUUACAGUACUUAAAUGCUAAAAAUUUAGACUUAUUCUAAAUGUAAAAUAAAUCUUUUUUCAUGUGAAAUUGAUUUUUGUUCCUAAAAUGGAAGCCUACCACAUCGCAUUGUAAUACAGUGUAUUAUGUUCAGUGUCUAAAAGUUGCUAAUUAUGUCAUAAGAUGCUAUGUAUCUGUUAUUUAAAACAUGGACAAGAAAGGCCUCUAUUCCAUUCUUACUCAUAUGAACAUACUUGUACUGCACUGAAAAUGCAUUACUUUUGCAUGUGGACAUUAUCCAAGAAAUAAUAAUUAGACCACAUAAGAGAAGAUUCACAGCCCGUGAUGAGUCAGUCCUGAGGAUCCUGUCAGAAGAACUGAUUUAGAAAGUGUAUGCAUAUGGGCUUACUUUAUUCAGUUUAACGUCAAGGGCCAAGAACCAGGACUGCAGCUCAGGUCGUGCUUAAUAUGGAACGAAAAUCGAACCAGAGGUAGAAGGGUGUAUCAUCUGCCUGGUUCAGUGCAAAGCAACAACCACUGCUUAAGCAUUUUCACCGUGAGCCAGGCACUGUGCUAGGCACUGGAGAUGUAAAGGUGAGCAAGACAUACCUCUGUUCUUCACGACUUCUCAUUCUGACGGAGUCCUUUUUUCCCGUCAUGUACUCUGUGUAGCGGCCUUAUAUGUACUGGAAAAUAUUUUUUAGGGUUUAUUUGAAACUGUGUAGAUGAAGUCUUGAACAAAAAUAGCAAGGUCUCUGACUUCAGUAAAAGGUUUUGGUGUUCCUUUAGACAAAGUGGAAAUUUCCCAUUUCCUGGUGAAAUUUCUUAAAAAGUGGCAUUUUCUUAUUUAAUCCAUUUGAAGUAGGUACCUUCCCUUUAUUAUUCCAAAUUCUUAAAAUUAUAUUUUUUAUAAAUUGUACAGUAGUUAACAUUUGGUAGUAUUUGUCUUUUUAAGGUUACUAGUGUACAUGUAAGAAAAUUAUAGCUUAUUAAAAACUUUAUGAAAGAGUAAAUUAAAUAUUGUUAUUUUUUUUCUUCUAAUACUGAUCAGCGUCAACUUAGCAUUGCUGAGAUAGAUAGUAUUUGGAGACUUGUCUUUAUAUUUGUUCAGUAUACUUACUUGGCUAUUUCAUGAAUGUAUAGUGUUAUAGAGAAGUAUUUUACAUUCUCCAAGCCCAUUUGUCAUCUAGCUAAUAAGCAGUGCAUUUUGGUGCUUGACUCUCCUCAAUUGGAAAAGAAAAUAAGAUAUAAAUGGAGUACUGCUAUAUUUUACCCACAUAUUUAGCUCAUACAAAAUAAACAAAUUUGAGGACAUUUUUAAAACCACACCUCAUUAUGUAAAGUGUUUCUCUUUGAUGCAUUCUUUAAAUUAUCUCCUUUACCUUUGUAACAAGGCAGUAUUCUCAGAAGUUUAAAGGCAAUUCACCUUAAACUGAAACUGGUUUUAAGGAUUGCUCAGAAAAGACUCUUGACAAACACAAAAAUUUUAGUAAAUCAAAUCAUGAAAAAUAAUACUUUUCUAUUUGCUUUGAAAGAAUAAGUAGAGAAUAUACCAGCUUCAAUUACUGGAUUUUUGCAGAAGUUAAAUAUUUGAUAUCAUGUCUACCAUUACCUUUCUAUUAUAUUGUUUUGCCUGUAUUUCUUUUUGUAUAGUUGUUAGGAGAUUAUCAAGUCACUGUAUUUUUAUUAUAUAUAAAAAAAUCUAAACAGUAGAGAAAUAAGUGUUUAAAAAAAAGUCCCAGUAAUCUCUGACCCCUCCCCCAUGGCCACUGUGGGGUUUUGUUUUGUUUUGUUUUGUUUUUGUUUUUUUUCACUAAGCAUGUUAAUAUUGUGGGUAUAUGUGGAUAACCCUUAUGACACCUGGAUCUAUGAGUUCUGCUUUCUGGAUGAAAUCGUAUUCAAAGAAGCAUAAUCCAAACAGUCAAAAGUAGUUUUUGUUUUUUAAUGCAAUUUUUAUAAAUUCUGAAAACUGUACUGGGGGAAACAACCAGAUUUGUAAGUAUUGAAAAACUGUAAUAAUUAAAAUAGUAUGGUACUUGCUCACGCGUACAUAAACUAGA
Balaenoptera acutorostrata (minke whale) is the source of this 3400-nucleotide messenger RNA. RefSeq names its product WW domain binding protein 4 (gene WBP4). Gene Ontology annotation, molecular function: zinc ion binding; protein binding; RNA binding. Gene Ontology annotation, biological process: mRNA splicing, via spliceosome. The record is from RefSeq and is a predicted model, not a curated record. Gene Ontology annotation, cellular component: precatalytic spliceosome; nucleus. NCBI's taxonomy places the organism in Eukaryota, Metazoa, Chordata, Mammalia, Artiodactyla, Balaenopteridae. The transcript is spliced from 10 exons. The coding region runs from base 152 to 1285 and encodes 377 amino acids.